AUGGCGUCCGACGAUCCCCCCGACGCCCUCACCGCGCUCCUCGGCCGCGCGGGCGCGCUCCUCGACGCGUCGCCGACCGGCGACGCGCUCACGAAGCUCGCCGACGCGAAUCCAGAGGCGUCGACGCUCAGCGACGCGCUGCUCGUCAGCCGCGACCGCGAGACGGCGCUUCGCGCGGAGCUCAGCGCGCUCAAGGCGGCGCAGAAGAAGAAGGACGACGAGGCGCGGAAGCUGCGCGGCGAGCUCGCGAGGGCGACGGGGAAGCCCGCGGUUCGCACGCGCGAUGUCGUGGACCCGGAGCAUGGGCGGCGAGACAUCGCGGCGGAGCUGAGAGCGCUCGCGAGCGGGCGGUCCGUCGCGCUCCCAGCCUCGGGCGUGAUCGCGGACGGCGCGCAGACGCAGCGCGAGAAGGAAGCGAGAGCGCGCGCGCGGAAGAAACGCGUGGAGCAGCUCACGAUCCCGACGCGCGGCGCGAAUGCGCACGCGUCGUCCGUGCUCGCCGUGCGCGAGAAGGAAGCCAAGCGGUUGCGCGAGGCGCGCGCGAAGCACUUCGAACGCGUCAAGCCCGCGAAGCUCGCGUCGUCGAUGGGCGCGACGCUUCCCGCGCGCGUGGACGCGCAGCCGUCGGCGCGCGCGAUACGCGCGAAGGAGCGCCCGCGGAGGCGAGAGGACGUCGACGGAGCCGCGGGCGUCGCGCGGCCGCUGCGGCCGUGGCGAUGCAAUCCCAGCGUCGACUACGACGUGAACGAUCCGCUCUCGGAGCAGUUCCGCGACUUUCAGCGCGCCAUGUGGGCCAAGUCGUUCGCGACCGGUGAACCUGGUAACGGCCAAGGCGAUGGCGUUACGAAGAACGUUAAGAAGAAGAAACAACCCUGGAGCGACGUGGACCGCGCGAAGUACCCGUCGUUCAAGUCGUGGUUGCGUUCGCACCCCGACAACUUCAACGCGAGGUGA
Molecule: messenger RNA, 954 nt
Organism: Micromonas pusilla CCMP1545
Lineage: Eukaryota; Viridiplantae; Chlorophyta; Mamiellophyceae; Mamiellales; Mamiellaceae
Exons: 1
Coding region: 1-954 (317 amino acids)
Source: RefSeq, a predicted model, not a curated record